Messenger RNA from Sinocyclocheilus rhinocerous, 7394 nucleotides. Its product is annotated as receptor-type tyrosine-protein phosphatase F-like. Lineage: Eukaryota; Metazoa; Chordata; Actinopteri; Cypriniformes; Cyprinidae. Gene Ontology annotation, molecular function: protein binding; protein tyrosine phosphatase activity. Bases 1 to 5871 code for a protein of 1956 amino acids. The record is from RefSeq and is a predicted model, not a curated record. The transcript is spliced from 36 exons. Gene Ontology annotation, biological process: protein dephosphorylation.
AUGAAGCAUGGCUUGCCAAAUUUCAUCAAAUCUCCAGAGGACCAGACGGGGAUUUCGGGAGGAGUGGCAUCCUUUGUGUGCCAAGCAGCGGGUGAGCCCAAGCCUCGGAUCACAUGGAUGAAGAAAGGAAAGAAAGUUAGCUCCCAGCGCUUUGAGGUGAUUGAAUUUGAUGAUGGCUCGGGCUCAGUUCUCCGCAUACAGCCGCUGCGUACUCACAGAGACGAGGCCAUCUACGAGUGCACAGCCGCCAACAGCGUGGGAGAAAUCAACACCAGUGCCAAACUUACUGUGCUGGAAGAAAACCAGAUUCCUCAUGGCUUCCCCACCAUAGACAUGGGCCCUCAGCUGAAAGUGGUGGAACGAACAAGAACAACUACAAUGCUCUGUGCCGCCAGUGGGAACCCUGACCCAGAGAUCACUUGGUUCAAGGACUUCCUGCCUGUAGACAUCAACGGCAAUGGGCGAAUCAAACAGCUUCGUUCAGGGGGUUCGCCGAUUCGAGGAGCUCUGCAGAUUGAAAACAGCCAGGAAUCAGACCAGGGCAAGUACGAAUGUGUGGCUACGAACAGCGCCGGGACGCGCUACUCGGCCCCCGCAAAUCUCUACGUGCGAGGUAUGAUCCGUGCUCCAGACCCUCGUGGAGUACGGCGAGUGCCGCCCCGUUUCUCUAUCCCACCUACCAAUCACGAGGUGAUGCCAGGGGGCAGUGUCAACCUCACCUGUGUGGCGGUAGGUGCCCCCAUGCCCUAUGUCAAAUGGAUGGCUGGUGAGGUGGAGCUCACCAAGGACGAGGAGAUGCCCGUGGGACGCAAUGUCCUGGAGCUCACCAACAUCCGUCAGUCGACCAACUACACCUGUGUGGCUAUUUCAUCUCUCGGUAUGAUCGAGGCAACCGCACAAGUUUCUGUCAAAGCUCUCCCAAAGCCUCCUACGUCUCUAAUUGUGACGGAAACCACAGCUACCAGUGUUACACUGACAUGGGAUUCUGGAAACCCUGAACCUGUGUCUUACUACAUUAUCCAGUACCGGGCCAAGACCUCGGACUCCAACUUCCAGGAAGUGGAUGGUGUUGCCACCACACGUUAUAGCAUCGGUGGUCUCAGCCCUUAUUCCGAGUAUGAGUUCCGCGUCAUGGCGGUCAACAACAUUGGCCGUGGUCCACCCAGCGACCCAGUUGAGACACGGACGGGUGAGCAAGCACCUUCCUCCCCACCACUGCAUGUCCAGGCACGUAUGCUGAGUGCCAGCACCAUGUUGGUGCAGUGGGAACCGCCGGAGGAACCUAAUGGUCAGAUUAGAGGCUAUCGCAUCUACUACACAUCUGACCUGGACGCGCCUCUCAGUGCCUGGCAGAAACACAACACGGACGACAGCCGUCUCACCACCAUCUCGAACCUGACCCCCGACAUCACCUACAGCCUGCGUGUGUUGGGCUUUACAUCUGUAGGGGACGGACCCCCAUCUGAUGUGUUGCAGGUCAAGACACAACAAGGAGUACCUGCUCAGCCUUCCAACUUUGAGGCUGAAGCAGAGCUGGAUACGCGGAUCCAGCUAACUUGGCUGUGGCCAGUUCAGGACCCCAUCAUCAAAUAUGAGCUGCUAUAUUGGGAGGCUGACUCAAAGAACAAGAUCCAUGUCACCUUCGACCCUGCCGGCUCAUACGCUGUUGAAGGUCUGAAGCCGGACACUCUGUAUAAAUUCUCCUUGGCGGCCCGCUCUGAAAUGGGGCUAGGGGUCUUUACUCAACCCAUUGAAGCCAGGACCGCCCAGUCCACCCCCUCAGCCCCCCCUCAAGACGUGCACCUGCUCAGUCUGAGCUCCACCAGCAUCAAGGUGAGUUGGGUGGCGCCGCCCGCCGCUAGUCGCCACGGCGCUAUUGUGCGCUACACAGUCAGCUACCAGGCAGUGAACGGCGAAGACACUGAGCGCCAUGAGGUACCGGACAUUGGAGUGGAUGCCAGCAGCUGUGUGCUGGAGGCGUUGGAGAAGUGGACAGAGUAUCAGGUGUGGGUGAGAGCACACACCGAUGUGGGCCCCGGCCCAGAGAGCACAGCUGUGCGUGUCCGUACCAACGAGGACGUGCCUGGAGCUCCACCUCGGAAAGUCGAAGUAGAGGCUGUGAACUCCACAGCUAUUCGUGUGACAUGGAAGCCACCUCUUUCUGGGAAGCAGCACGGCCAGAUCCGGGGAUACCAGGUCAUAUACUCCCGCCUGGAGAACGGAGAGCCACGUAGCCAACCAAAUAUAAUGGAUGUCGCUCUGCCAGAAGCACAGGUACUACCUGCUAAUUCUUUAUUAAAACUGCCUGGAGCUCCACCUCGGAAAGUCGAAGUAGAGGCUGUGAACUCCACAGCUAUUCGUGUGACAUGGAAGCCACCUCUUUCUGGGAAGCAGCACGGCCAGAUCCGGGGAUACCAGGUCAUAUACUCCCGCCUGGAGAACGGAGAGCCACGUAGCCAACCAAAUAUAAUGGAUGUCGCUCUGCCAGAAGCACAGUGUGCCACGAGAGCCGAGCAAGUGGCCGUUGGAGAAGCCUGUCAACCUUUCCAUGAAGAAUCUCCAAUAAAUCUGCAUGAGAGUCCCCUCCAAUUACAGCUGUCACUCUUCUGUGCUGUUUGCACCACCAUUGGCAACACAGCCCUCAUCCAGUGGCAGCCUCCUAAGGACAUGGUGGGUGAGCUGAUUGGCUACCGACUGCGGUACAAGCGUGUGGAGGAUGAAAACUAUGAAGUCCGUGAGUUCGCACGUAACGACGACCACCACACCGCCACAGAACUGCACAAGGGCGCCACCUACACCUUCCACCUGAGCGCCAGAAACCGGGCAGGAGCUGGAGAGGAGUAUGUAAAAGAGAUCAGCACACCGGAGGAUGUGCCAAGUGGGUUUCCCCUCAACCUACGUGUCGUGGGCCUGACCACCUCCACCACCCGCCUUGCCUGGGACCCCCCGGCCCUCUCUGAGCGCAACGGCCGGAUCACACAAUAUCUAGUGAUGUACCGUGACAUCAACAACAUACAGAACAGCACCAAUCGCACAUCUGACACUCAAAUGACCAUCCAGGGGCUUCGGCCAGACACCACCUAUGAUAUCCGUGUGCAAGCCUUCACCAGCAAGGGAGGGGGUCCCAUAAGUCCUAGUAUCCAGAGCAGGACCAUGUCUACAUCACCUGCAUUUGCCACAAGUUUUGGUGUCAAAGCUGUGAUGAAAACCUCUGUCCUUCUCACCUGGGAGGUGCCAGAAAAUUAUAAAUCCCAAGUGCCUUUUAAGAUCCUCUAUAACCAGCAGAGUGUGGAAGUCCAGGGCAACCUCAAGAGGAAGCUGAUCACGCGACUGCAGCCGGACACUAAUUAUUCCUUCGUGCUGAUGAGCCGGGGAAACAGCGCUGGUGGCCUGCAGCAGCAGGUCUCUAUUCGUACCGCACCUGACCUGUUCAAAACUAAACCUGUCCUGUACACAGCAGACCAGACCAGCAAUGGCAAACUCACCAUCAACCUGCCCAAAGUGCCCACCACAGCUCCUGUCAGGUGGUACUACAUUGUGGUCAUGCCCGUGUCUCUUACAUCAUCUCGUAAGUGGGUUAAUCCUGACGAGAUGGAGCUGGAUGAGCUCUUGGAGUCUAGUGAGGGAGCGCUGCUCAGGAGACGACGUCACACGGACACUGUUAGGCCGUACAUUGCCGCAAAGCUGACCUCCCUCCCAGACACCUUCACCUUGGGAGACGAAAAGACGUACAACGGCUUCUACAACCGUCCCCUUCCUAACAACCAACACUACCAGUGCUUUGUCAUGGCUGAACUCAAGGACCAAUACCCUGUUACUGCCAAUGAGAAGCAGCGGACCUUCUCGGCCAGCCCAUACUCGGACCCCAUCAUCGUGCAGGAUAAAAACCUUAUGCAGCCCAGUGUGGACCAGCCUGAGAUGCUCUGGGUUAUGGGCCCCGUUCUUGCCGUAGUGCUCAUCAUCAUCAUAGUCAUCGCCAUCCUGCUCUUCAAGAGCAAACAGGAGAGGAAGAGGGCAUCCCCCCUACCGAAAGAUGAUCACUCUGGUGGAGUGAAGGAUUGUCUUCUGGCCAACUCGUCUGAUCCUGUAGAAAUGAGGAGACUCAACUACCAGACACCAGGAAUGAGGGAACAUCCUCCUAUAUCUGUCUGCGAGCUGGCAGACCACAUAGAGCGACUCAAGGCCAACGAUGCCCUCCGAUUUUCCCAGGAGUAUGAGUCCAUUGAUCCAGGCCAGCAGUUCACAUGGGAGAACUCCAACUUAGAGGUCAACAAGCCAAAGAACCGUUAUGCCAACGUUAUUGCUUACGACCACUCGAGAGUUGUUCUCACCCCCGUGGACGGUGUUCCAGGCAGCGAUUACAUCAAUGCCAACUACACAGACGGCUACCGUAAGCAGAAUGCCUACAUUGCCACGCAGGGCCCUCUGCCUGAGACUCUGAGCGACUUCUGGAGGAUGGUUUGGGAGCAGAGAGCCAGUACCAUCGUCAUGAUGACCAGACUGGAAGAGAAGACCAGGGUCAAGUGUGACCAGUAUUGGCCUGUUCGUGGCACAGAGACUUACGGAAUGAUCCAAGUGACCAUGCUUGAUGCUGUUGAGUUGGCAACUUACAGUGUGCGCACCUUUGCCCUUUACAAGAAUGGCUCUAGCGAGAAACGCGAGGUCAGGCAGUUCCAGUUCAUGGCCUGGCCAGACCACGGAGUGCCUGAAUACCCCACCCCCAUCCUAGCCUUCCUGCGCAGGGUCAAAGCCUGCAACCCUCCCGAUGCUGGACCCAUGGUAGUGCACUGCAGUGCUGGAGUGGGCCGCACAGGCUGCUUCAUAGUUAUUGACGCCAUGCUGGAGCGGAUGAAACACGAGAAGACGGUUGACAUUUAUGGCCAUGUCACAUGCAUGAGAGCCCAGAGGAACUACAUGGUGCAGACAGAGGAUCAGUACAUCUUCAUCCACGAGGCCCUGCUGGAGGCCGCCACCUGUGGAAACACCGAGGUCCCUGCCCGAAACCUCUACGCCCACAUCCAGAAGCUCACCCAGCCACCGCCUGGAGAGACCGUCACAGCCAUGGAGCUGGAGUUUAAGAGACUCGCCAACUCCAAAGCCCACACCUCACGAUUCAUCAGUGCCAACCUGCCCUGCAACAAGUUCAAGAACCGGCUGGUCAAUAUCAUGCCUUUUGAGUCCACACGGGUGUGCCUGCAGCCAAUCCGAGGAGUGGAGGGGUCUGACUACAUCAAUGCCAGCUGCAUCGAUGGAUACAGACAGCAGAAGGCCUAUGUUGCCACUCAGGGCCCUCUAGCAGAGACCACUGAGGACUUCUGGAGGAUGUUAUGGGAGCACAAUUCCACUAUUGUAGUGAUGCUGACCAAACUCAGAGAGAUGGGACGGGAGAAGUGUCAUCAGUACUGGCCAGCUGAGCGCUCUGCCCGCUAUCAGUACUUUGUGGUGGAUCCCAUGGCUGAAUACAACAUGCCCCAGUACAUCCUGCGAGAGUUUAAAGUCACAGAUGCCAGGGACGGUCAGUCUAGAACCAUUCGGCAGUUCCAGUUCACUGAUUGGCCGGAGCAGGGAGUGCCAAAAACUGGCGAGGGGUUCAUCGAUUUCAUUGGCCAAGUUCAUAAAACCAAGGAGCAGUUUGGGCAGGAUGGACCAAUCACUGUGCACUGCAGUGCUGGAGUGGGAAGAACAGGUGUUUUCAUCACUCUAAGUAUUGUCCUAGAGAGGAUGAGAUAUGAGGGUGUGGUGGAUCUGUUCCAGACCGUUAAGACCCUGCGCACACAAAGGCCUGCCAUGGUGCAGACAGAGGACCAGUACCAGCUGUGCUACAGAGCCGCUUUGGAGUACCUGGGGAGCUUUGAUCACUAUGCAACGUAACCACUCCUGGACCACAGCCCUCUGGUACAACUCUUCAGGAGUGCACCAAGUGUUCCUUCUGAGCCACCAUUCCCCAUCCUGUACAGAGAUCUGGGGGGUGGGAAGGGCAGGCUAUCCAGUGGCUGGUUAACCAAUCACAGCAGUCCAUUAUAGACUGGCACCAAGAGAUUGCUUUAAGAAAUGUAGACAACUCUCUUUCAAGAAGCACCAUCUAAAAAAAAAACUACAUUCUAGUUUCUCCUUAGCAUACGCCAACCCACACUACAGUCGAAGGCUACUGGUAGCACUCAUUCUUCUUUUUUUUAAAAUCAUGAUUAUCAUUUGUUAUUAUUUUUAAAAAUCCAGUAUGACAAUAUUGUUAUUAUUCUUAUUUAGAAUAUUUGUGUUUAUAUUUUUAAAUCAUCUUUUAACAUCUUUUGUCUUAAUGGCCUUUUCCAUGGGUCUACCUUUUCCUUAUGUGGUACUGUUUUAUUUUUUAUUUUCUUCACAAUAGGUUAUUUUAGCACAAGGACAUGUAUUUUUAACAUGUUCCUGAUACUAAUACCAGAGAACCACUGUUCUCUAAGCUGCUGAUGGUUUGACUUUGUUUGACUUUUUUUCGUUAUGUAUAAUUGGUCUUAUUGGGCUAAAAUGAGUGGGUUCACUUUUGGAGAAGCCUUUAAUGUUGUCUCUGUCUCGAUAAAAGAAAAAUCUCCAACUGCACGACGUAUGUAUUUGGGUUAGUGGUACUAAAUUAAGAAAAGCUUUUUGUAGGGGAAAGCAAAUCAACUAACUAAUAAAAUCGGCACUGUACAGAACUCAGUAAGGGUUAAAUGCAAUUUGUGAGGAAUAAAUUAUGACCUUCUGAUUGGAGCGCAUUCACCGAGAGGGACGUUACCGGCAACUGAACGCAAUCCUAACGAAAAGUGCCCCUUCUCCGUGACAUUUGAAGACCUGAUAUUGAAAUGAGACCAAUCGCCAUUGGCACCUGUACAGUAUAAACCACUCCCCCCAAGGGAGAGUCAGCUCUGUUUAAUCCAACUCUUCUUUUUUAUACAGAAAUAUAUAGACAUAAAUUUAUAAUUAUGGAUAAAUAUAAAUACUAUUAUACAGUAUAUAAACAGCUUCUGCUCUAUUGUCCAUAAUUCUCUCAAAACGUAAUCCUGGACUUUUCUUGAUAUACCGACACGAGAGACUGCUGUGUGUGAAUCUAUUCAUGGUACAAAAGUUUUAUCUACUGUAGUAUCUACGCACCCCAGGUAUUUGGCGGUCCCCUCUGGUGGGGUGGGGCAGCAAAUUAAAAACACUUCCUACAGGACAACAUUUCAUGCCUGCUCAAUUACAACCGGCAUGUUAAAGGGAGACCUGGCCAUACAUUCAGAAUAUGUUGGAAAGUUCAUUUUUACCUUGUGAAUGAUUAGUGCUGUAGAGGUUCGAUCUGUUGUAUACACAGUCUGUUUUCUAUUUGUUAAUAAGAAAACUGAAAUAAAAAAAUGUUGCAGGAAAAAAACUCAAUGUAAUAAAGUUCAAUAAUUGGUUUUUGU